AUGACCGUCGCUGUGAUCGAGCAGCGUACCCUGAUGCCACUAAUUCGUCAUCAUAGGGUGCUUAUGCCACUCGUCCUUCCGCCCGAAAAACUCUCUAGUGGAUCUCAAAGGCUUCGCCAUUUAAGCUUCUUUUUCUUGGAGUUGUCUUCACAAAGGGCAGUAUAUGGGUGCGCGGCACCACAAUUGUGGUUUGGUGGUUUUGUGGAGAGUACGGCAGCGUCGCGACGCUGCUGUGAACAGCAGUGUCGCUACGCUGCCGCGCGACGCCUCCUACCUCUGCCAGCGCGAAGCCUCCCAUCUCCAUCCUUCUCUUUUUUUUUGAGUGGUGGUGAUUGGCGGUUCGGUGGUGGAGGUGCGGAGUGCUGUGGUAGUGGAAGUGUGUUGGCUGUGUUGGGUGGCGAAUCUGGUGGUUGCAGUGAGCUGUGGUCACGGUGA
Molecule: messenger RNA, 435 nt
Organism: Fraxinus pennsylvanica
Lineage: Eukaryota; Viridiplantae; Streptophyta; Magnoliopsida; Lamiales; Oleaceae
Source: the annotation of a GenBank genome assembly